This is a messenger RNA of Amoebophrya sp. A25, 5355 nucleotides long. The record is from the annotation of a GenBank genome assembly. NCBI's taxonomy places the organism in Eukaryota, Dinophyceae, Syndiniales, Amoebophryaceae.
GACAUCAACCAUUUUCUUCUCGUGGACAACAAGGCUGUCUUUGUGAAGUACAAGCGUCUGAUUUUGUUCGUGAAGCUUAUAGGUUGAGCCAGAAACGUCAUCGUGAUCCGAUUGCCAUUACACUUCCGGUUUCGUGCGUGGAGCGGUUUUCUUAAGGAAAAAUAAAUAUUUUCAGUAUCAGAUGAUCAGGCAAUUGAUUAGUCAACUAACCAAGCAAUUAACCAAGCAGUCAAACAAUCAGCUAACCAAUCAAUUAACCAAUCAGUCAGGCAAGCAAUUAACCGCUCAGUGAGUCAUUCAGUCAGAGGCAAACUGCCUUUUAGGUCUGUUCAAUCAGAACUGCUUGUCUGAGAUUAUCAAGCAACCACGACGUUCAUAUCUUUAAGCACAGCUCUGAUUUCAUAGCUUGAAGAGAGUCAAGCAGCCUUGAAAACUACUUGCAAUUCCACCAAGGUAUUCAUCUAAUUUGUUUGUUACCCCUGGUGCUUCGCUUUGCUUUCGCUGUUUGCCUCGCUCUGUGUUGCUGACGGGCAAGAAUUCGAUGAUCUCCCCCACCAGGACUCACGACUUGAAAAUCAGGCUGCACAAGAUGCUUCUCCUCGUUCAUUGCGCAACAACAACAUCAUGGUAUUAUUUGUAACACUGUUGAUCUAAUAAUUGAUUAUAAUAUAUAUUUGUCAUCGUAUAGUCUAGGGGUUGGCAUGCUAGCCACUGAUAGACUUCAUGGAAUGGAAUAGUCGCUCCUGUUUUCAGUUCUUCUUUUUCUUAGAUUAUAGGUGCUGAAUACCAUCAAUAGUUCUUGGAAGCAGACGGCGAUCCUGCUGUUUUCGAGUCGAAGACAUUGGAACAGAACAGCAUUGCUACUGCUAGAUUCUUGGAACAGAACAGCACUGAUACGAUUAAGGCUUGUCGUCCUAAAGCUAAACCUCACCUAUUCGAAAAGGGAAAAUAAUACGCGAGUUGCUAACUGAACUAUAAGAGUCACCACGCAGUCGCUCUUCCUUCAGCAUCUCGCUUAUUUUAUAAGUAGUUCGUUCCUUGCUUUUUAUUUCAGUUGAUUGAAUAACCCGAUGCAUCUUCAGGGAAGUCAACAUAAGAAGAAGAAAUAAUUACAGAAACUGAUGGGGUCUCUUCAGGAUGUUGUACAAGUAGAAGUAGAUGGAGGAAGAACAGGGGCGCAGUGAGCUCUAAUUCAGAAAGUGGAGACGAGCAGAAGGUGGAGACGGGCAUAUUAGGACGAGUAGACAACGGAGACAGCAGUGGAGUCGAAAAGGCCACCGCAUUAGGUGGAGUAGACUAUCAUGGAGAGAGCAGUGGAGAUAGUAAAGCAUGGGAGAAAACAGCGCUCCUCUCUUUACUAGCAAAUGAGCAGUCUACUUCGUUGUUCUGGGACGAGACGACAAAACUCGGACAGCCGACAUCUUUUUUGGAAGAGCCUACUUCUUCGAGCUGGGUACUUCAACACUUCUUGUCAUCUCUAUUUCUUUAUAGUAGCCUGCCAUCUAAUAGUGCUACUUUUUUUUUAUAGAAAUAAAGCAAUUUGAAUGGAAAAAAUCAAUAAAGUUAAACUAUAUUUUUUUAUGCAAGUAGUAGUAGAGCAUGCAACUAAUUGAAAUGGAGGAAAACAAAAAUAUAGUUCAACGAUAUUCUUUUAUGCAAUUAGAGCAACCAAUUUGAAUGGAGGAAAAUUUGAAAUAAAGUAAAACCACUUACAAUUUAGGGGCUUACCGAUACUUGGAAUGGAGGAGAAUGGGAAUACCUGGCGCCAGCUAAAAGUGUCGAUGGAGCGGACGCUAAAAAAAGUAGCUCUUCUUUUCCUUCAUUUAAGGCUACCGUUCAAGCAUGUCUCCUUAGUUUCAGGAUGAUCCUUCGAGGUUCUUCGUUUUUACUUGAAAAACGGACCAAGGAUGCACAACUUAGGGACGGCACCGCGGUAGCUCUAAUUCACUUUCUUUUUUGCAAGCAGCAGAGCAGGUGGACCGGGACGCGACGAAAUGCGUUAGGUUUCAGGAUCUAGAGUCGCUGAAGCUCGAUCUACCAGAUAGGCAUAGUCAAGUUUCAGUGCACGUGAAGAGCGUUGAGACGAUGAUCAACAGGGUCAUCUACGGUUAUGGUCAACAUUUAAUCGCCAUCUUUCAUCAGCACCUCAGCGGUGCUACCCUUUUCUUCAUCCCAUACGUAGAGCAAGGAUACAAGGGAGAAGGGGCCGGGAUGAGUAGAGGGCGACUCUAAGAGGGGACCACCAACGCUUGGGAGCAGUUGAGAAUGUUAGGGAAAGACUGUCGACACAGCUUUUUGCCUGACGCGUUUGCUGCGCUGAAGUUUUUGCUGAACGAUAAAGAUACCGAUGACCAUAAGAAGAUUACCGAGUUGUUCUCCCAGCUCGACAACUCCUCCGAGGACACGAAGGCAAUUCGGGAGAACCGGGCGCCUAGCACGACAAACGGCCGUGCGCUUGGGGCGCUGCUGUGUGUUUUCUUGUUAAGGCAUCCCACGAUGAGUGAACAAAUUGGCGGACGAUGAACCUUGUGGCUCCGCUUCUAAAGGGGUAGCGUCUUCCCUGGGGAUGGGAUCGCAGCCACAAGGGCUACUCCUAGGGAUCAUGAUGGAGAAUUUGUGUUCUAUUAGUAGGCCCUAAUGUUGGAUCUCUCUUUACCCAGUGAGCACACCAGGCAAGAACAAGAGGAAGAAGGAUUGGGCCUCGCAAACUUCUUGUUGCUCGUUUCGAACAGGCUCAACAAAAUGGCUGUGGCGGAUCCCGAUGAAGGAGUUAUUAUCUGGGGUUCCAUGCAAACGGACCUGGUGACAUGCAUGGGGAACUCGCUAGAGUUAAGGCUUGAGAAGAUCCAUUUCUUUCAGCGUCUUGGCCUGAUUUUGAAGGGGAAAAGGAAGUGAAGACGCUGACCGGGAUGGGUUUGGGCAAGGGCUAAAAAUAAAGCUCGACCGCGGACCAAGUGAGAGGAGAAGAGAAUGGAAGCAGAAAGCCGUGCUCGCACUCGAGCGCGUAGAAAAUGUAACUAGUGGGAAAGCGGUUCCGAAUGCUCGGCGUCGAGCAAUGCUGAAAGAGUACGUUGACAUUGUUCGACGCCGUGAGCCUCUCAUUGACGAGGAGAUGGAGGCGAAGGCAGCGCAGGCGGAGGAGAAGGCGGCGAAGCCAGCGGAAUUGGUGGCAGCUUCGAAGGCGAUGAAAGCUGCGGAGACGAACAAUGCUGCGGAGGCGAAGGCAGCUGCGGGGUCGGCUCCGGUGCCGGGGGUUGCUCCUGCAGAUGCUGCUACGCCUCCGGCGUCAGGGAAGGCGGAAUCAUCUGAGCGUGCUGGUGUGCCCCCUGGGGCUCUUGGCGUUGCGACCCCUCACCCUGUUGGUCCUGGUGCUGCGUCUGCAGUGGAGGCGAAGGCAGCGGAGGCGAAGGCAGCGGAGGCAGCGGAGGCGAAGGCAGCGGAGGCAAAGGCAGCGGAGGCGAAGGCAGCGAAGGCGAAGGCGAAUGCAGCGGAGGCGAAGGCAGAGGCAGAUGCGGAGGAGUUGAAGGCAGCGGAGACGAAGGCGGAGACAGCGCAGGCGGAGGCGAAGGCAGCGGAGGAAAGGAAGAAGUUGGCGAAGGCAAGGGAACGGGCGGCAGCUUUGGAUACGAAGGCACCUGCGGGAUCGGCUUCGGUGCCGGAGGUUGCUCUUGCAGAUACUGCUACGUUUCCGGUGUCAGGGGAGGAAGAAUUCUCUGAGCCUGUUGAUGUGCCUCCUAGGACUCCUGGCUCUGCGUCUGCUGAUGCUUCCCCACCUGGUGCAGUCGAUCCUGAGCCUGCUGCGAUCCCUCACCCUGUUGAGCCUGGUGUGGCUUCUUCUGAGCCUGGCGCGGCUUCUGAGACUGGCGCGGCUUCUGAGAAUGGCCAGCUUCGCGUGAAUCUUGAACGAGAAGGUGCGGUUACUGACGAUGCUGCGACCUCUCAGCUUCCCGUGACUCGUGGAAGAGAAGGUGCGGAGACGGCGAAGGCAGCGGAGGCAGCGGAGACGAAGGUGAAGGCCGCGGAGGUGGAGGAGGCGGCGUCACCGGAGGAAGUUGGUGUGCCCCCUACGACUCCUGGCUCUGCGUCUGCUGAUGCUUCCCAGCCUGCAGUCCAUCGUAAGCCAGCUGCGACUUCUCAGCCUCGACGAGAAGAUGCUGCGACUCCUCGGCUUCCCGUGACUCCUGGACGAGACCAUGCGGUUACUGACGGUGCUGCGACUCCGCAGCCUGUUGAGCCUGGUGCCGCGUCUGAGUCUGCUUCGGGUUCUAGCACUGGCACGGUGUCUACGCCUGGCGUAAGAACGAGACGCCAGCUGACUGCGAGGGGGCUUGCUGUGACUCCACAAUCAGCAUCAUCAAGAACGAGUAAUGCGUCACCGGGGAGCUCGGGAGAUACUACAGUGGCCUCAACAACAGCAAGUGCAUCAGAAGGAGACACCCCGCUAAGGCUCACAGUCCUGAUUUUAACUCAGGGGUUCUCAUGAAGAUUAAGAUAGUUCUUAUUUCUGAUAAAAUGCACACUUUGAUUGUUCAAGUACAUGCACUAGUAUGGAGCUACUUACACAUGAUUUUUCUACAUAGUUUGAAACUACUUGAAUAAUAUGUGAGACUCAAGAACAACAAUUUAAGGAUAUCAUGAUCUAUUACUUAGUACCAUAUUUCGGAGAGUCAAAGAUGUCAUCUAGCACGUAGUACUUUGUGAGACAGGUGGCGAUAGAGUACAUAAGAGGAUAAGAUGCAUCAUGAUCUUCACUCUUCAUCCUGCUCUAAUACACUCACAACCAGAAGGCUCCGCCUCCUCCACCACUAGGAACAACAUCGGUCGGCGCAGGGAGAAACGUGAAAAACGUAGGCGAGUGAAUUUGCGUGGAUCGCAAAGGAUACUUGCUGUUGAAGUUAAGAAUGGAUUUAAGUAUAAGCUCAAUGUUUGUCUUCUUCUACACUGACUUCAAGAACAGGAUUAGUACUAAAUGGUUGUACUACAUCAAAGGCACUAGUUGGUAGUACUACUUACUCAUGGGCCUCUGUUGACAGCUUGACAGGCUUGAGGCGGUCUCCCUGGGCCUCUUGGACAGAGUCCCGUUCUCUCCGAUGAUUGCAGGAACAACCACAUUUAGAAAAGAUCUUGAGAAAUUUGAAGUAGAAGAGUAGUUCCGGCUCAAGGUUGGCGACCGCUGGUCAACGGCUUAGACAAGGUAAUCAGGUCUCCGAUCGUCCUAUCGAUAUGUUUUGAUUAGAAGAGAGAACGGGACUCUGUCCAAGAGGGUGUUGACAGCUACUCCCUGGACCUCUUGGACAGAGUCCCGUUCUCUCUUCUAAUCAAAAGGGUAGUGACGAGCACGCGUGCUGCGGCUAG